This is a messenger RNA of Salarias fasciatus (jewelled blenny), 1122 nucleotides long. RefSeq names its product olfactory receptor 1571-like. Lineage: Eukaryota; Metazoa; Chordata; Actinopteri; Blenniiformes; Blenniidae. The transcript is spliced from 2 exons. Gene Ontology annotation, cellular component: plasma membrane. Bases 1 to 1122 code for a protein of 373 amino acids. The record is from RefSeq and is a predicted model, not a curated record. Gene Ontology annotation, molecular function: olfactory receptor activity; G protein-coupled receptor activity. Gene Ontology annotation, biological process: G protein-coupled receptor signaling pathway.
AUGGGCACAGAUGUUAAAACAACACUUAUACUAAAUUCCACAUUUGUUCGACCUGCAGCAUUCUACAUCAGUGGAUUUACUGAUAUUCCUCAUAUUAACUAUUUUUAUGUGUUUCUGUGUUUUGUUUACAUUGUGACGGUUCUUGGGAAUGGCUUCCUUAUGGCAGUCAUUUGCUUAAUGAAAACACUUCAUACUCCUAAAUACAUAAUUGUGUUCAACCUGGCUUUGACAGACCUGUGUGGCAGCACAGCGCUCAUCCCAAAGCUCCUGGACACCUUUUUGUUUGGUAACAGAUACAUUGUCUAUGAGGCCUGUUUAAGUUACAUGUUCUUUGUUUUACUCUUUCUAGGUAUGCAGUCUUACAUUCUUCUCACGAUGGCUUUUGACAGAUUUGUAGCCAUUUGUUUCCCUUUAAGGUAUCAUGCUAUUGUGACUAAAAAAUCAGUUGGUGCAAUGCUGCUGUUUUCUUGGUUGUAUGUUGCAGUCACAUCUGGAACAGGUGUAAAGCUGAUUGAUCGUCUUUCCUUCUGUGAAUCUUUGGUGUUGAAAAGCUUUUUCUGUGAUCAUGGACCAAUAAUUUAUCUGGCCUGCAAUGAUACAUCUUUAAACAAAAUGAUGGGAUUUAUUGCCCUGAUUGGAGUUGUAUGCAUUCCUUUUGUUCUUAUAGGCGUCACUUAUGUUUGCAUCUCAGUUGCUUUGAUCAGGAUCGCAUCAGGACAGGAACGCUUCAGAGCACUGAAAACUUGCACCUCUCACCUGAUCCUUGUGGCGAUAUUUUUUCUGCCUCUUUUCGGCACAAACAUGGCUGCACUGACCUCUACCAUUCAUCCUAAUGCCAGGAUCAUAAACUCCACUCUGACACACACCAUACCUCCUUUGCUUGAUCCUCUCAUAUAUGCUCUUAAGACAGAGGAAGUGUUGACAGCUAUCAAGACGCUUUUCAAAAGAGCACGGCUGAACCUGACGCCUUUCAGGAGGAAUUCAGUCAUCUCUUCCAAUAAUAGUCAUAUCCAUUAUAUCCAUUAUGCUUUCCUCACACCUGCCACUGAGGAAUGCACAGUAGUUCAGGCCAUCAGCUCAGCUUUUGUGCCUGCAGCAAGUAAACCUGACACUGUGGGAUAA